AAGACCCUACAUUGUUAAGCCAGCACGAAGGCGAGUGUUUAGCAAAUCAAGAGAACUUCGACAAAGACGCCGAUGAAAAUUCAAGCUAUGGCGAUAUUAAAGAAAAUGUUCAGCCACCAAUAGAAAAUGUCCGACCACAAAAAGCAAAUCCAAAGGAAAAGAGAAAGAGAGUAGUAAGCAAACACUAUUUUGUACACAUUAUACGCUAUUAA
This is a messenger RNA of Paramuricea clavata, 212 nucleotides long. Lineage: Eukaryota; Metazoa; Cnidaria; Anthozoa; Malacalcyonacea; Plexauridae. The record is from the annotation of a GenBank genome assembly.